UGCGCCAGGGAAGCAAGUAUCGACUAUGACUUGAACACCCUCAGGACCGAUCCAGUCUGUAGGCUUUCCUCACUUGCCUCUGGCUCCCAACCGUCUUAGACAUCGUUAUUCCGGGUUGUUGUCUUCGGUCAACUCCCCAGAGCAACCAGACCCAGGGAAGUUUUGGGGAGGGGAGGGGGAAAUUCCUCUGAGAGAAAAUGUUCGUUUCCAAAUCCAAUUCAGUUUCUCCCUCCCCUUCCAUGGAACAGGCAGAAGCCGAUGCCCUGGACAUCAGCACCAAAGUGCAGCUGUAUGGCGUGCUCUGGAAGAGACCCUUUGGGAGGCAAUCAGCCAAGUGGUCCAGAAGGUUUUUCAUCAUCAAAGAGAGCUUUUUGCUUUACUACUCUGAAAGCGAAAAGAAAAGCUUCGAAAGCAAUAAGUAUUUCAACAUUCAUCCUAAGGGUGUCAUACCUCUGGGAGGCUGUCUUGUGGAAGCCAAAGAAGAACCCAACAUGCCCUAUGCGAUGAAGAUCUCUCAUCAAGACUUCCACGGUAAUAUUGUGCUUGCUGCAGAAUCAGAGUUUGAACAGAUCCAGUGGCUGGAGAUGUUACGAGAGUCUGGAAAAGUGACUUGGAAGAAUGCCCAGCUGGGAGAAGCCAUGAUAAAGAGCCUAGAGACCCAGGGUCUGCAAUUGGCUAAGGAGAAGCAAGAGUAUUUAGACAAAUUGAUGGAAGAAACUGAAGAACUGUGUCUUCAGAGAGAGCAGAGAGAGGAGCUUGAACGACUCAACCAGAUCCUGGAGGCUGAGAAGCAGCAGUUUGAAGAAGUGGUUCAGGAGCUGAGGAUGGAACAGGAGCAAAUCAAGAGGGAGUUGGAGCUGACUGCAAGAUGCCUCAAGGGAGUGGAGCAAGAGAAGAAAGAGCUGAGAAACUUGACUGAAUCCUUACAGCAAACACUGGAGGAACUCUCCAUAGAGAAGAAGAGAACUUUGGAGAUGCUUCAAGAGAAUGAGAACCAGUCAGAGACUCUGAUCAAUCAGAGCGAGCAGCCUUACCCCAGUGGGGGUCUCCAUUGCAAUCUGCGGCAGAUUGAGGAGAAGAUGCAGCAGCUUCUGGAGGAAAAACUCCUUGCAGAGAAAAGGAUGAAGGAAAAUGAAGAAAGAUCUCGGGCGUUGGAGGAGGAACGAGAAUUCUAUUCCAGCCAGUCACAAGCCCUACAGAACUCUCUGCAGGAAUUGACAGAGGAAAAGCAGCAGACUGAGAGGGACCUCAAGGCUGAGGUCAAGGUCCGCAUGGACUUGGAGAGGAGGCUUCGGGAGGCAGAAGGAGCCCUGCGGAGCCUGGAACAAGGACUCAACUCCAAGGUUCGAAACAAAGAGAAAGAAGAGAAGAUGAGGGCUGACGUCAGCCAUCUGAAAAGGUUCUUUGAAGAGUGUAUACGGAAUGCUGAGCUGGAAGCCAAGAUGCCAGUCAUCAUGAAGAACUCAGUGUACAUUCACAAGGCUGCUACCCGUCGUAUCAAGAGUUGUCGUUUCCAUCGAAGGAGAUCUAGCACAUCUUGGAAUGACAUGAAACCUUCCCAGUCCUUCAUGACAUCUCAGUUGGAGGCCAACAGCAUCGAGGAGCUCAAGGAGGUGGCUAAGAGGUUAAGUCGGGACCAGCGCUUCCGGGAAUCCAUCUACCACAUUAUGGUGUCACAACCUGGACCCACCCCUGCUCUUCCCCGGGGUGGAAAGUGAUUUCCUGUCUCCUUGGCAUCCCAUCCCCCCUCUAUUGCCACCUCCCACCCCUGAAGUAAAAAUAAGGGCAAGAAGGUCAGUCUCUUUGCUCUGUCUCUGCUUUGUUAAGGAGCACCUUUAAAGGAAAAUCACUAUAUUAGUAAUGCUACUCUUCCCCACAAAGGACAAUGGUAUAUGUGUGUCAUUCUCCAAGUCUUUCCUACCUCCAGGUCAGUUUUUCUUAACUUGGAUUAGUUGGUCUAAUCUCUGCCCUUACCUUUGUACUAACUCUUUCCCUAAGGGCACCAAUCUAUAUGUUCCCUGGUAGGUAACUUUGGUAAGGAUGGUUGGCAUAGAUAGGUAGAUAGAUAAUUUGUCUUUGUUUCCUUUCCCUCCACCUGCUGACUAUAAGUGAAGGACUUGUACCAUGACCAGCUGCCUACAUACCUGCUAUCCUCAAUGACUUCCUUUGGUGCCUCCAUGCUGCACAGAUAUAUCCAAUCAGGCAUGCCAGAGCUUACUAUAUAUUUUCUCUAUACUAUACAUAGACCCCUUUUUGUUUCCUCUUUCCUCUCUCCUUUAUUCUUUCAACUUCUCUCUCUUCAUGCUUUUCUAUUUAUACUAUGUCCAUGUUUUAUUUUUUCCCUGGCUCUCUCUCUUGUAUCUAACUCAAUGAGGGCUUCCCUGCCACUUUUAAUGCUUCCUGGUGCUAGAUGUUCCCUGCUCUAUCCAGGGGCUGACUCUCCUGUAGUCCUUGGUCCCUCAACUCUAAGCCAUAAAUGCCAAAUAGGGACUUCUGAGGAUCUUAGCUCAUUCCUGCGUCCUCAGGCACAGAAUCAUCUCUCAUCAAAUACUCAAGGACUACUAGUAGGUCCUCCAUGGUGGUCCCUACAUUACUUGACUCACCAGCUGAGCCCACCAGAAUACUUCCAGAUUAUUGCUCUCCAGAGUUGUUUGAGAUUCACAGAAGGAUGAUGUAGCCAGUGGAACCACUGCUUGGCCUUGCAUAGUGAGUGGAUAGCAAUGUCUUUGCUGCUUAUGGAAACAAAAGAAACUAUUAUAAGAAGAAAUUAGAUCCAGGAGGUAGGAGGAGGUGACUUCUACAUUGUAAAUCCCCUUCAUUGCCUCUGAGUAAAGUGAUGGGAAAAUUGAGGUGUGAAAUCUGAUCUCCAAGAAUUCUUUUGGAUCAGAUGUAUAAACUGCCAGGUCCAUGUGAGAUUACAAAGACACCUCUCUCUGCCUGCUUAUUUUUGCCUUUUUGACUCAUAGGAUAAGAUAAAUAUAAAGCUGGAACCAACCUCAGAGGGCAUCUAAUCCAAUUGAGGAAUAGGAAAGUUAAGUCAUUUGUCCAGGGUCUUACUAUUGUGUACUUCAAAGGUGAGAUUUAAAUGUAAGUCCUCAAACCCUAGAGCCAAUGGUCUUUUCCAGUGUCCUGCAAUGUAACCCAAAUUAUAGGGAUUCUUUUCCUUAUAGAUUCUGUCUUAGAAAGACUGGUCCUAUAAAAAAUGACUCUUUUAGUCUUGGAAAUGGAGAUGGAGAUGCCAGUAACAAGAGUUCUUGGUCAGAAUGUAUCAUUUAUUUUCCAAAAGAGUCUAAAUGUUGAUACAGUUUCUAUGGCAUGAUACUAUCUACCCAGAAGCAGUUCCUGUAUUAAACAAAAUUCUGGGUUAAUUUCUUUCAUCUUUGGAUGGGAAAGUCUACCUUGAUCCUUCUUUUCAAAAACCACAUUCCAAAUUAUUUGUGCUUGUCUCUCAAAUAAAGUGUGACCCAAGCAAUCAGAAAGAAGGUAACAGUGGAGGUGACAGAAUCUCUGGUAUUGAGAAUCACUGAGUGAAUAGUAUUUGAUAUAAGUGCCAAGGAGCCGACCUUGGUACUAUACUAUACUAAAACAGACAAUGUAGAUUUAUUUUCUUAUUCUCCAGAGUCUAAAAAUCUUCUUUCCAUCAAAAAAAAAACAACUUUCUAGUCACGUGUGUAUGUCCACCACUGGUCCAGAUAAAGCCCAGAGCAUCUGGCUCCUUUUCUCCUUUGUGAUGGUUUUAAUUGAUUAGGCUAACUCAAACAGUUUUCUCUUUGUGUUGGGAACCUAGCCAGCCUCUUCAAAUUCCUGGCAGGAGUUGACUCAGAAAUAAACUGAACAAAGAAUAUUGGAAAGAAUUUAUAUGUAAGAUUUUAAACUUGCACAAAUGUGAAAUUGUCACAUAUCCUAUGCAGGUCAGCAGACUUUAAAAAUCGUAGUGACAAGUAAUGCUUUAAAAAAUAAUAAAUGUGGAGAGACUUACAUGAACUGAUGUUGAGUGAAAUGAGCAGGACCAGGAGAUCAUUAUAUACUUCAACA
This is a messenger RNA of Sarcophilus harrisii (Tasmanian devil), 4035 nucleotides long. RefSeq names its product pleckstrin homology and coiled-coil domain containing D1 (gene PLEKHD1). Lineage: Eukaryota; Metazoa; Chordata; Mammalia; Dasyuromorphia; Dasyuridae. Bases 198 to 1718 code for a protein of 506 amino acids. The record is from RefSeq and is a predicted model, not a curated record. The transcript has 13 exons.